AUGGAUGCUAUGGGAAUGAGAUGGGUGGUUCCAGGUCUGCCGCCGCUGCACCGUUUCCAUCAGGCGACAGAGAGAUGGAGGAGGCGAGCAGAAAGAGAGAGGGUUCACCGGCGGGGCAACGACCCUCUUCCCGCUCUCCAUCACACUGGAAGCCCCUGGGGCACGCGGCGCAGCGGGCUGCCACGCUCGGAGCUGGUGUCCUCUGAAGACAGCAAACUGGCGGCCGUAGCAGCAAAGAAGGGCAAGAAGGUGGAGGAGGAGGAGGAGCAGCAGGUGCAGCCACCGCCGGCGCCGGCGCCACCUGCAGCGGAUGCACCGGUGGCCGAAGCUGCGGCUGCAGCUCCACCAGCAGAGGAGGAGGAAGAGGAGGAAUAUGUGGUGGAAAAGGUUCUGGACCGCCGGGUGGUGAAAGGAAAAGUGGAGUUUCUGCUGAAGUGGAAAGGUUUUUCUGAAGAGGACAACACAUGGGAGCCAGAGGAGAACCUGGACUGUCCUGACCUCAUUGCAGAGUACAUGCAGAAACACAAAGAGAAGGAAGAGAAAAAGAAAGAGGGCAAAAGAAAAGCGGCCAGCGAGGGCAGCGGCGAGGCAGAGGAGCGGGGAAGCAAGAGGAAGAAGGAGGAGGGUGAGAAAGCGAGAGGGUUUGGCCGAGGACUGCAGCCUGAGAGGAUCAUCGGAGCCACGGACUCCAGCGGAGAACUCAUGUUCCUCAUGAAAUGGAAAAACUCAGACGAGGCCGACCUUGUUCCGGCCAAGGAGGCCAACGUGAAGUGUCCCCAAGUGGUGAUCUCCUUCUACGAGGAGCGCCUCACAUGGCACUCCUAUCCCACGGAAGAGGAGGAGAAGAAAGAGGAGGACAAGAAGGACUAGACGCUAAAAAGAAUACUCUGGAAGUGUGGAGGUGACGUGCAGGAAAUCAACACUCCAGUUACCCUUUGCUCGUUCACACGUGGGGAGAAACGGCCGACUUUUGUUCUUUUCCUGCUCCGCCAGAAGUUCUCAAAAGAUGUUUCCACCUGUGUGUCACCUGAAAUGGUUCUACCUGAAAUUCUGCCUAUGACAGCAGGUAGAACUGGCAAUGUCUGUAGGAAAAUCUGUCAAAAGGAUCUGAAUCUGAAAGAGUUUUUAUAGAAGCAAACUGUCAAAGUACUGAAUGUUUGUCCACAUCAAUUCCCCCCAUACAGCCCCUUCAGCGGUUGAAUUGGGGGUGGGGACAGCCUUAACCUUUUGAUAUCCACCAGCCGGUAGAUGCCAGGUGACCUGCAGGCAUGUGGGCAUUAGAGGGUUGACGCGUUUCAGGCUUCCAGUCCAUCUCCAGGAUGAAUGGGUGGAAACAUCUUUUGGAAAACACAAAGGGGGCGUGGCGGUACACUUUAGAGUACAGCGGUACCCAUACCCGGCAUCAGUUGUAUGUGAAUUGGUGAAAUCCCCUCCAGUUGACACACACACCCACACACACACACAACAGCUCAGAUUCCCAUUUGCAGAGAACCUGUUGGAGACAGCUUGUUCGUCAGUGCACCUGCUGUGUGACGAGCCUCCCGUUCUCAAUCCCGUUUGGAUAGUUCCUCAUUGAAGACGACCCAACGUACUGUGAAAGGAUCAGUGUACCACACAGCCAAUGUUUGACUGCCCAAAGCCCGAAAGCAGACGAGAGUCCUGCCUGCUCGAGCGUCGGCGGAGUUCUUCUCCUCUUUGGCCCAACCCUUCUGUCCGCUGGGGGGCUCUCCGCUCGUAGCCGAUUGACCUUUUCAUUUCCACGGCUUCGUUUGUCUCCACGCACGGAGCGUUAGUGCUCAGCUGACCACGCUUUGCACACAGGCGAUCGUGCUGAACUGACCCGGUUUCUGCGAUGAACAUUUCCUCUGUGGUUCUCUCGUUUGCCAACGUUCUGUGUUCGCUGUGACCCCAGCCGUGCAUUUCUAUGUAUACUGUAUCAAAGGCAACGUAGUGUUGGCGCCCCUGGAGGAGCUGCGUCCAAUCUCAUCUCCGGAUUGUUUGUUUGGGGAGGGGGGGGUGUAAUUGUGCUGAGCACCCCCACCCCCCCUGAUUUUAGUGCAAACGUCUUCUUAACCAUGUCUGUUUUGGGAGGGUUUUGGUCAUUUUAAGGCUCUUGAAUGGCAAACAUUUCGCCUACAUAGGACGUCUGGACGGUUGUCUCCCCCAGAUUUUAGAAAAGUGUUUUAAUUCAGACGUCAACAUCCAGCAGCUGAUUGUUUCUUUUAUUUCAUUCGCCCUUUUUUAACGUCCAUCAGUGUUAUGAGUCUAUUGUCUUACAACCUGACUGACAUCAGCGGCGGGAGGAGAUUGGAUCAGCUGUUCCAGGUCUGCUGCUUAGCAGGUUUUUUCUUUUUUUUCUACUGUAUUUAGCCUAUUAGCUAGUGUUCACCUGUUGCAUGUUGAUCUACUUUUGUCUCAUUUGGAGAAUAAAUGUCAUGGGAUUUUUAAUUUUCCUCCUAAAAA
Molecule: messenger RNA, 2463 nt
Organism: Oryzias latipes (Japanese medaka)
Lineage: Eukaryota; Metazoa; Chordata; Actinopteri; Beloniformes; Adrianichthyidae
Source: RefSeq, a predicted model, not a curated record